Xenopus laevis (African clawed frog) is the source of this 3341-nucleotide messenger RNA. It is a transcript of the gene map7d2.L, whose product is annotated as MAP7 domain containing 2 L homeolog. Gene Ontology annotation, cellular component: microtubule cytoskeleton; cytoskeleton. The record is from RefSeq and is a predicted model, not a curated record. Gene Ontology annotation, biological process: microtubule cytoskeleton organization. The transcript is spliced from 18 exons. Bases 590 to 2851 code for a protein of 753 amino acids. Lineage: Eukaryota; Metazoa; Chordata; Amphibia; Anura; Pipidae.
GAUUUACCAGGAGCUGUAGCAGGGGAGAAGCCUGAAGGAGCUGAUGAAGGGCCCGCCUCCUCCAUGACUUCAGCAGCUGCUGCCCUAGCUCUCCUAGCUGCUCUCCUCCGCUCACUUAUAACUGCAGACACGGCUCUUAUUUUAGCUGGUGGGGGACUGGGGCUGAGGUGGGUGUGAGUGUAAGACAGUCCCAGGGACCCUCCUUCCAGCCCCUCCCCCCCGGGAGCCACCACUCAGCUCAUCACACUCAGCUCAUCACACACAGCUCAACACAGGUAAAGCGGAUUCAUGAGAUGCCAAGAGGCAAAUCUGCUGGUCCCGCCUCCUGCUCCUCCUACCCAGCUCAUUCCCAGCACUCACCUCUCACACUGUCUGUGACUGAGGACUGGGACACUGCGCUGCCCACCGGCGGCCUCAACACCCUCGUACACGGCUUUGCUGAGCUGCUGCUGACUAAGAGAUCUCCUCAUUCCCACCCUCCAGAUGUGACAGGUGGGAGGAGACAACGCUGCAGUCAGUGCGCCUGGAUAUACACGGGAGGAAGAGACAAGUACCAGGAUCGGAAUAGACAUUUAUUGGAGACUGGAAGAUGGCGGAAGGGACUGCAAAGACUUCCCCGCAGAGCCCCGGGGUGUCACCAGUGAGUCCAGCGAUGGACAGCUUUUUCAAGACUGACGAAAGACAAAGGCUGGCAAAAGAAAGACGAGAGGAAAGAGAAAAGUGCCUUGCGGCCAGAGAGCAACAGAUCCUGGAAAAAGAAAAAAGGGCCCAACUGCAGUAUGAAAAGCAGGUGGAAGAGCGUGGGAAGAGGUUGGUGGAGCAGCGGAUCAGAGAAGAGCAGAAGAAAGCAGCAGUGGAAGAGAAGAGAAAGUUGAAGAUCAGGGAGGAGGAAGAGCGCUUAGAGGCCAUGAUGCGUCGCGCCCAGGAACGUAGUCAGCAACUGGAGCAGAAACAGAAGAGAUGGUCCUGGGGUGGGGCCCUUGUGGCAGGAGCCGGCAGAGAUGGUGACCCCGAGUGCCCCAUUCCCCCUGAGCUAGCUUUAGCUGCCAACACCCUUCUUCCAGACCCUGUGAGCUCUGCCGCUGCUGCUGCUGCCGAAUCCUCCAAUGCCUGUGACAAACUUUCAUCCUCUACAAUGAGUCUACAAAGGCCAGUGGAGUCACCAAUCAGUAAGAGGCUCUCCGCUUCUACAGCGGCAAUCACACAUUCCCUUGACAGAGCCCAUCGCAUGCACCUUAGCCCCAGUGAAAAUUUCAUUGUAUCUCGACUGUUGACUCCAACACAUUCCUCUUUAGCCAGGAGCAGGAGUAUGGCUGUGCUCAAUGAACCGUGUCUCUCACUGUCAGUCUUUCAUGUCUGUCCUCGUGUAGCACCUGCUAGUCCCCUUAAAUCCCCCUUCAAGUCCUCUCCUGUACGGAGUGCAGAACGGCGGAAGAACCUUCCACCUGGAAAUGGGUCCGAUGGAGUUAAAACCCCCACCUCCCCAGACUCUGUACAGACUGAAAAACAGAAGAAAGAAAAGAGGCCCUCAACUCCUGUUCCUACAAGUGCAGUUGGUUCCGCUCUCCGUAGAUCUGAGUCACCAGCCACUAUCUCCAAGAGAUCCUCCUCACCAGCCACCUCAAAGACACUUCCAAAGUCAUUCUCACAAUCUCCAGUGAAGGCAACAGCUUCUCCUGUCAGGUUCCAAGGGACCCCUAAUUUUGGCCAGGAGACAUCCAAGAAGAAAAGUGAGAAAGAAGUAUCCAGCCCUAGGGUUGAGAAUGUACCAGCAGUUGAUGCUAUAAAAUCAGAAAAAAGUGCCAGCUCUGCAGGAAAGACAGAGGCUGAAAUAGGUACAGGGAGUACUGGAAAGAUCACUGCUGGCACAACUGAUGCAGAGGAAGCUGCAAAAAUCUUGGCAGAGAAGAGACGCCAAGCUCGCCUGCAGAAAGAGCAAGAAGAACAGGAGAAGCGUGAGCGAGAUGAACUGGAAAGGCAAAAAAAGGAGGAGGCUCGACAGAAGGCAGAGGAAGAAAGAAUUCACUUGGAAGAGGAAGCAAGAAAACUGGCAGAGAAGAGAAAGCAAGAAGAAGAAACAGCUAAAAGAAAAGCAGAAGAAGAAGCUAAGCUGAAAGCGGAAGAAGAAAGAUUACAGAAGGAAAAGCAGGAAAAGGAAAUGCAGGCUUAUUUGGAAAAACAGAAGGAAGAGGCUGAGGCAAAAGCUCGGGAAGUGGCUGAAGCGAUGAGACUGGAGAGAGAACAGAUCAUUCAGCAGAUUGAACAGGAGCGCCUGGAGAGGAAGAAGAGAAUUGAUGAGAUCAUGAAAAGGACUAGGAAAAGUGAAACCCCAGAUAUCAAGAAAGAACCGUCAAAGCCAGAGAUUCCACCAUCUUUGAAUCUAGAAAAUACUGCAAAACCAGAGGAAAAUGUGCAAGUCAAUGGGUUAUCCAGUUUUCAGGAGACUAAACCUGCAACAGCCCAAAGCCUAGAGAGCAGACCCCAGCAAAUGUUCACUAAUGGCCUCAAACCAACUGCUGAGCUUUAUCAUUUGGAAGGAUAUGAUGCUAAAUGCAACAGCAUUGAUGAUUCUACUGAUGAAGUCCAGUCAAUGGAUGUGAGUCCAGUUUCUAAGGAAGAGCUAAUAUCCAUACCAGAGUUUUCGCCAGUUAAUGACCUUAUUCCCAGUAUGCCCUUGGCCCAAAAUGGUACAAGCAAUUCCAGAGCCUUGGAGGAUCUUCUAGACUUCACUGGCCAAGCAACAUACUCCAAAAUAUCCAGCGAGGGCAUCAAUAUCGAUGACUGUAAUAGAAAUCUAAUCGAUGGAUUUAGCAGUCCGGCUCAGGAAUCAAAGCUCAAUUCAAUCUGCUGAUCUGAAGUACAGUCAGUGUAAUUAAGGGUCGGCGCUGUAACUUGACGAAGGAGACGCUUUGAGCUGGCGCUAAGACAAUGAGCUGCUUCCGGGGGAUCUCGAACACUGGAUUUAUAAUAUCAGGGCUGAACAUAAUUUGCAAGUCUCUCUAUAUAAUGUUGUUAAAGAGCUCUGCUUCAGCGCAGAUGGCUCCUCGGCUGCAUCUCAUUCUCACAUAGAAAUUUCUUUGGACUAGAAAACAAUCUUGUCUUUAUUGGCACAGCAAGUAGUGUAAUAAUUGGAUUCCGUACAAGUCGGUUUUCAUUUCAGCUCUUAGAAUCUGAUCUAUAACAUAGGUAGGUGGUCACUGGAAGAAUUGAUUCUCUUUUUUUGUUUUGAAAAGGAAUGUAUACUGAGCACUUUACAUAGCAGGAAAGGAUUGGCCUGCAAGAUCAUGUAGAAACAAAUGAUAUGUGUGAGGUAUAUUGACAUGCAUCAUCUAAAUGGCAGU